Molecule: messenger RNA, 270 nt
Organism: Insectozyma verbasci
Lineage: Eukaryota; Fungi; Ascomycota; Pichiomycetes; Serinales; Debaryomycetaceae
Source: the annotation of a GenBank genome assembly
AUGAGUACUGUUCAAACAUCACAUCAACAAGCAGAAGAACCAUUAGACUUAAUAAGGUAUCAAUUGGAUGAAUAUAUUAUUGUCAAAUUAAGAGGUUCAAGAGAAAUAAAGGGGAAAUUACAAGGAUUUGAUUCUCAUUGUAAUAUGGUUUUAAGUGAUGCUUUAGAAUAUAUAUAUAAUGAAAAUGAUGAUGAACCAAUGACUAAAAAGAGUGAGAUGGUUUUUGUUAGAGGUGAUUCUGUUAUUUUGAUAAGUCCGAUAAUAGAGUAA